Messenger RNA from Rotaria sp. Silwood1, 2985 nucleotides. The record is from the annotation of a GenBank genome assembly. NCBI's taxonomy places the organism in Eukaryota, Metazoa, Rotifera, Eurotatoria, Philodinida, Philodinidae.
AUGAUUCUAUUUUUUCACCUGGGUCUACGCAAUAUUGCACUUGAUUAUGGUCUUGAACGUGAAUUGGCUGUUCCUCGUACUGUCAUUGUUGGCGACACAUCAUCGGGCAAAUCAAUGCUUGUUCAAAUGUUUCUUCGAUUUCCAUGUGCAUUUUCACAUGCUAAUGUUGGUACUCGAUGUCCAGUAAAAUAUAUAUUACGUUAUGAUCCAAAUUUAAACGAUGGUGAAAUUCGUUUUAUUGAACCAAAGCAUUGGCAAGCUAAAGAUCUCAGCAAAAAUUUAGAAUUAGAAAUGGAACGUAUUGAGAAGGCUUAUAGACAUGAAGGUGGUUUUCGUCUUGAACCAUUUACUAUUGAAAUAGCCAGUAAACAUUAUACAGAUUUUGAAAUUCUUGAUGUACCUGGCCUAGUUAGUGGUGAUCUAGAUCCUAAUAAACGAGCAGCUGUCGAACGUAUUACAGAACAUUAUGUACGUGAUCUGAGUUUUAUGAUUGUACAACUCAAAGAAGCUCAGCAAUUAGCUGAUAAUACAUAUGGAACAAGACGUAUUGGUGAGCUAUGUACUAGUGAACCGGCUCAGCAAGGUUCAAAAUUUCCUGCUCGUAAGGAUUAUGCUGAACAUACAAUUACUAUUCAAACUAAAUUCGAUGCAUUCAUGCGUGAACAUGAUAAUGGUACGGUAGCCAAUGAAGAUAUUCGAACACGAAUUGAAUUUUUUCCAAAUACUUUUUUUACCAAUAUGGUUGUUAGUCCCGAUUCCAAAUAUCAAUUAUUUAAUCAACACUAUCGUCCAUUGAUUGGUAUUGAUGUUGUACGAAAACAAAUUCAAGAAUUAUGGUUACGAGCAUUUCGUGCUGCUCUACCACGAUUACAAGACACAAUUAAUCGACUUAUUCGAAAACAUUCAGACGAAUUUGAAACAGCAUUAUUUAAUCUUGAACAACAAGAUCCACGUACUGUACGUAAUAAUUAUCAAAAGUAUAUUGAAGCAUUUCGAACGACAAUUAGUGACUAUGCAGCUUAUCGAGCUGAAGUUAAUGCUUUGUUUCCAUUAGAUGAAUAUGGUCGAACUUAUGAACAAAUUGAAAAUGAAUAUAAUGAUUGGAAUCGUAAGCAACCACUUACAUGGCGUGCUUAUUUAUCGGCUAAACAAUUAAAACAAAAUUUAAAUGGACAAAUAUUAGCUACACUUGAUUUACGUUAUAUUGGUGCUCGACAUUUUGAACGUUUGCGACAGGUAUUUUCAUACAUGAUACUGUCACAUGAAGCAUUAAAUCGUGAAUGUGAUUGGUUUGAAUCAUCUCAAUCAUUAUUAUAUGGUGGUGUGAGUGAUUAUGAAAAUACAGAAAAAGCUGUACGUGAAUUACUUUUUAUAUUAAUUCGUGAAACAUUCUUAAUUGGAAUUUGUUGGUUAACACAAAUGUAUACACUUCUAAGUGAUCAUUUUGCUAAUCAUGUUAAAUCAGUUUUACUCAAUACAAAAUUUUCUCAUUUGGAAGAACAUGUUAAAUUUUUAAGUUUAGUUGAUCUUGAAUAUCAUACAGUUACACAUAAAUUUAUUCGUAAUGCUGUCACAGCUAUUAAACAUGCAAGAUAUGCUAAAAUGGUUUAUGCUGUUCAUCAUGUAUGUGGUACCUUAAAAAAUCUUAUUAGUUCAUUUUCAAAUAUGAGUAUGAUUACCCAAAAUAGCAAUGAUAAUGACAAUUUAGGAAAUAAAGUACUUCAAGUUGCUCAGGAUGCUAAACUAAAACUAGCAACUGGUAUUAAUCCUGUUGCAGCUAUUGCAACUUCAGCUAUUACUACUGUUACAAGUUGUAACAAUCCACUUGAUUUAAUUUAUGCAACAGGAAAAUUUCUUACCAAUGAUCGAAAUCCACAAACAGUAAAUUAUUUACCACAAACAUGUGAUAAAGUUAGUGAAUUGUACACAGCUGUGCAUGGUCAACUUCUUCAUGAUAUUAUAACGAAUUUUUUUGCUAAUCUAGUUCUCGAAAUUCAACAAUAUAAAUCAAUACCAAUUGAAAAUUCUCUACAAAAUCGUCUAAAUCGUAUGUCAGAUAAAGAUAUUGCUCAUAUGGCUAAUAUUGAAAUUGAAAGUAGUCGUCAAAAAGUUCUUAGUAAUCAUGAAAGUAUUAAACAACUUGAACAAGCACGUGAUGCUAUUGAAGAUGUUAUUGCACUUAUUAAUAAUAAAAAUAUAGACGAUAAUUUAUAUGAUAUGAAUGAUGAUAUUAAUAAUAUUAAAAAACGUAUUCGAGCAACACAUGCAGAUACACGUAAUAAACGUUUACGUGAUAUUGAGAAAAAAUUAAAAAUACGUCAACGACAUAAGAAAAAACAAACCAAUACAAUUCAAUAUAAUAAUAAUCAACAUUUAUCAUUUAAUGUUAUUAAUAAUGAGAAACAAAUUUCAAUUGAUUCAAAUCAAGAUGAAGAUAAUAGUGAUGAUGAAACAAGUGAAUUUGAAGAUGAACAUGGACUUAUGAGAUAUGAUGAUAAAACAUCAAGUGAAACAUAUUUACUUGGCAUUUUUAGAAAACAUGAUCAAGAAGAUCUCGAACUUGGAUUUCUUAAUGGUGAUUCAUUGAAAGCAGAUGUCAAAUUUGUCGAACAACGACAACAACAACAACAGAAACAACAAGAACAAAAAUCUACCUUAAUGACUAAUAUGACGUCAAAUGUACGAAUGAUUGCAGAGAACUUGGAACAAAUAUCAUCUCUUCCUAUAAACAUAAAUUCCAUAUUACAACAGCGUAAAGAUACUUCGUCUGACUUCGUAUCCGACGAUGAAGACGAUCGAAAUUCGGUAGUUGAAGUUCCUUCUAAUAAAACAGGUUUGUUCUUUGUACAUUUAUGAUAGUAAAAUGACAAUAGCCGACGUUAAAAUGAUAAAAAAAUAGUCACAAGUAUUUUGUGAUGAUAAGAGAGUCUGAUUCGUCUUUCUAUCGAAAUAGUUAUGAUAAAUUUUAGUCCAGACAGAAAGUCA